Messenger RNA from Actinia tenebrosa (Australian red waratah sea anemone), 3325 nucleotides. RefSeq lists its product as uncharacterized. Gene Ontology annotation, cellular component: signaling receptor complex; plasma membrane. The record is from RefSeq and is a predicted model, not a curated record. Gene Ontology annotation, molecular function: transmembrane receptor protein tyrosine kinase activity; ATP binding. Gene Ontology annotation, biological process: multicellular organism development; cell surface receptor protein tyrosine kinase signaling pathway; positive regulation of kinase activity. NCBI's taxonomy places the organism in Eukaryota, Metazoa, Cnidaria, Anthozoa, Actiniaria, Actiniidae.
UUGAUUUUUCAAGCCACACUUGCCCUCCCACGGGAUUAAUUAGCAUAAUGAGUACAAGUCCCAUUCGUUCCUCGUGUACCAAGUACAGUGUGGUGUGUGAUUCUUUAUCACUGUUUCUAACAGUGAGUACAAAUCUAUAAGAUGUGAUUCAGGUCUUUAGGAUUAUAAACGGAUAUUCAGAAGGCCAUGUUGUGAUCGAGUGAUUCUACAAUAAAUCCAGUGUUGACUUUUUGCACACAUUCGGUCGUCGUCACGAAGAUCUUGAACGCUGAACUAAUUUGACAAAAUGUCCUGGAAUACGACAGAAUCAAACAAGGAUAAUUUAUGAAGUCUUGUAUAAUUGCUAAAAACAUCUUUAGCACUGGAUGUCAUAGGGAGUGCAAGCUAAUUCUUAUGGAGUUGUAUAGCCACGAGGAUUUGAAUAUUUGUGACUCAUCUAUGCGUGAGUUAUCAACAUGGUUGUGACCGAUUGAUGGCAAAAAACAUUUUGAAAGUUGCAGCUCUGAUUCUAAUCGGAUUGAAUGCUGUAUGGCCGAGUAGGGAAAGCUGUCUUCGUGGAUUUAACAUAGAAGGAAAACAUCAAAGACAGAUAUUUGAUCACCAUGACAAACCUACUCCCCUCACCAUCUCUGUGGGGACUCUUUUGUCGAGUCAGAUUGUUGGAGAGUUGACUCGUGUGUUGUUGAUGGACGCAUUGGGCUAUGAUAAUGUAGUACUUCUCACUAGCUCAUUGCCAGUCCAUCUGACGCUCGAAAACCUUAGAAAUGUGAAAUGCCGAAAUGAAAGUGGAGAGUGCAUUCCUACAGCCAUCAUCUACCCAGAGGUAUGGACUCCUUUUGGCUGGCAUUUGUCACAAAAUCCUUCUCCUUAUGAACCAUUUGUUGACUUUGGUUCUCUUGGCAACACUGGGAGGUAUGACUGGUAUGUAUCGGCUGCUUUUGUUCGGGAAAUGUGGAAAAUCCAUAACGUCCCCGCAGAUCACUGGCGUAGUUUACAAAUCCCAGCAGUGCAGCAAAACCUCGUUAGUGCAGAUGAGUUGAUUGCCAUCCAUGAGGCGUGCGGUGAAUGCGUGACACGUGUAUUUUACCCCAAGAGAUGUGACCCAGCUGCUGGUGGAGAACCCAAUCUAUGUGCCUUACUGGUAGCACAGGAUCAAGUUCAUUGCAGUUCAGAUAUCAAAAGCCAAAUAAUUUCCCUCGAUUUAAUGGUGGCCGUUGCCUGGAUACGCACCUCGCCUGAUGUUUUGCUAUUGACGUAUGAAUCACGUGAUAAGCCACUGCUGUUUGCAGCUUUUGAUUCAGAACGUCUGACUACAUCCGGGAGAUUCACAAGAAUAGACUUUCCCAACUGCAACACGCAGCAAAGGUCAUCGUCAAAUCCAACUUGGAAAUGCACUUGUUCAUCUCCGUUCGAGCUGCGAAAGUUCGUAUGGAAAGGCCUGGAGUCAAACUAUGAUGAUAUACUCAGCCUAAUGAGUCGUUUUCGCCUACAACGAAAACAUUUGGCGGAGAUGUUACAACAAGCUGCUUUAGAGAACAUCAGUACCGCCCCAUAUAAAACUGUCUGCAAUUGGCUAAUACAAAACAAUAACACUUGGUUUCCAUGGCUACCAGUAAAGGCGACCAAUAAGAGAGAGAUUUAUAUUGGAGGGAUGUUUCCAAGCUUAUCGGGGCCGGAAGCAGUUUGGUCGAGUCCCGGUGACGAGAUUGGUGCUUUGAUGGCCAUCGAGAGCGUUAAUAAAGAAACUGCUGUACUUAAAAAUUACGUUCUCAAGUUACCCAUCGUUUCCACCCAGUGUCGUCGCGAGAUGGUUCUCAAUGCAUACAUCUCAUACCUGAACCGUGACCCGUCACGCAAAGUGGUAGGGAUCCUGGGACCUGCGUGUAGCAAGGCGACUAUGCCGAUGGCUGCAGUGUCACACUUCCACAACGUGAUCGUAAUGGGUUAUGGAGCCGAUGACGUGUCACUCUCUGAUAGGACGAGAUAUCCAUAUUAUUUCAGAACAGCUCCAAGUAUCGAUGAAUUCAAAAUAGCUUAUCUAGCUCUUUUUGAAAAAUUCAAUUGGAAGCGUUGUGUUACUCUACGAGAGAUGAAGUAUCCGGCUGCCACAGUCGUGUCACGCACCGAAUUUUUGACCAGUAGUGGAAUCUAUGUCUUGUCACGUGAGAUUCCGUCAGAAAAAGAACUGGAUGCCAAAGCAUACGUAAAAAGCAUCAAGAACAGUGGACUUACUGUAAUCAUCUUGAAUGCUUACCCACCAGCCACGCGAGCCGUCAUGUGCGAGGCCUACAAACAGGGCCUUCGCCCUUCAAAAGGGUACGUUUGGUUCCUGCUUGGCUGGCUGGACCAUGAUUGGUGGGAUACAGACAAAUACAACAUUGAUUCGCAUGCGUCAGCUGACCACGUGCCUUGCAGCAGUGCGCAAAUGAGGAAACUGAUUGAUCAAGGGUAUUUCAGCCUUUCUGUGUCAUUUUACGGUGAAGAUGAUGAUGUUAUAGUUGGUGGAGGGACAGUCAAAAAAUGGAAGGAAGAGUAUUUAAGAAAAGCUAAGCAGAAGGGAGUCAAUCCUUCAGAAUAUGCUACUUUAGCAUACGAUGCCGUAUGGACGUACGCACUUGCUUUAGACAAACUACUUCACAACUCUUCCGAUGCACUCGAUAGUUUAUUCACGGAUGAGACAUCGCGACUUUUUCGAGAGUUUAUUCAACAUACCGACUUUCUUGGCGUUUCUGGGCGCGUUCAUUUCCGAAAAGGCGACAGACUAUCCACAAUUAUCGUCCAGCAAAACUUCGCUACAAAAUCAACGGUGAUUGGUCGUUUCGUACCUGUCAUUGGUUUAAACGAUACUCUUCAAGGAACUCUUAAGCUCGAUGAGCCAGAGAUAGUUUGGGCAAGUGGAAUGAUCCCCAAGGAUGGCUUAGCAGAAAGUAAGCAUGUGGUGUCAUGCGCAGUGGAGUCGUUGAGAAGUGCACUCGGCGUUAGCUGUGGGGUCGCUGGUCUGGUAGCAGCUGUUAUAGCUUUGGUAUUGAUUUCUACCGUACUUUGUUUCGUUUACUGGAUCCUGAAAGGAAGGUACUCAUCCAAAUAUCGAAGUAUCAAAACACGACUGAAUGAACUUGGUCUUCUGGAUGCCCAGUCUGCCUCCGCAGUAUUUGCCCUGGAUACCUGGGAACUACCACGUGACACAAUAGUCCUGAAUCGUAAAUUAGGGCAGGGAGCCUUUGGGGCUGUGUUUGGUGGCGAAGGGUUUGGGAUCGACAACCAAAGUCAAACUAUCUCUGUUGCAGUCAAGACUCUGAAAACUGGCGCCACGAUUGAAGAAAAG